CGCUCCGGAGCAAGCGGUCGAGAGGAGGUCCGGCAGCGAUCGCCACUGUGGCCUCCCAUCGAACCGAGAUUCGGAUGGGGGCUGCCAUUUCCCCAGGAUGUCCCGAGAGGAGAGGGGAGAUGCAGAUCGGCUGAGCCAGCGCCGUGGUACCAGAUGGCCGCCAGUCCUGUGCAGCGGCACCAAAUGGCUGCCAGCUCAGCCCCACAGCACAAGAUGGCCGCCACCCCAACCCCACAGCACAGGAUGGCCGCCAGCCCAGCCCCACAACCCAAGAUGGCCGCCAGCCUAGCGCCACAGCCCAAGAUGGCCGCCAGCCCAGCGCCACAGCCCAAGAUGGCCGCCAGCCCAGCCCCACAGCAUAAGAUGACCGCCAGCCUAGCGCCACAGCCCAAGAUGGCCGCCAGCCUAGCGCCACAGCCCAAGAUGGCCGCCAGCCUAGCGCCACAGCCCAAGAUGGCCGCCAGCCCAGCGCCACAGCCCAAGAUGGCCGCCAGCCCAGCACCACAGCACAAGAUGGCCGACUCAACGACACCGAUUCUCCAUCGUAGAGGGCGGAGGAGGAGACAGGCAGCUACUGUUCCUCAGGACCCGGAGAACGUUCCCGAGCGGGCCGCUGUCAUCCAUGAGGCCAUUCCCGAUGCGGUGCCCGCUGCUGUUCCGGAGGCGGUGGCUGAGGCUGUUCCCGAUGCGGUGCCCGCUGCUGUUCCGGAGACCGAGGCGGUGCCCGCUGCUGUUCCGGAGGCCGAGGCGGUGGCCGAGGCUGUUCCCGAGGCCGAGGCUGUUCCCGAGGAGGUGCUCGAUGCUGUUCGAGAGGCCGAGGCUGUUCCCGAGGCGGUGCCCGAUGCUGUGGCCGAGGCUGUUCCCGAGGAGGUGCUCGAUGCUGUUCGAGAGGCCGAGGCUGUUCCCGAGGCGGUGCCCGAUGCUGUUCCCGAGGCGGUGCCCGAUGCAGUUCCCGAGGCGGUGCUCGAUGCAGUUCCCGAGGCUGUUCCCGAGGAGGUGCCCGAUGCAGUUCCCGAGGCAGUUCCCGAGGCGGUGCCCGAUGCUGUUCCCGAGGCGGUGCCCGAUGCUGUUCCCGAGGCGGUGCCCGAUGCAGUUCCCGAGGCGGUGCUCGAUGCAGUUCCCGAGGCUGUUCCCGAGGAGGUGCCCGAUGCAGUUCCCGAGGCAGUUCCCGAGGCGGUGCCCGAUGCUGUUCCCGAGGCGGUGCCCGAUGCAGUUCCCGAGGCGGUGCCCGAUGCUGUUCCCGAGGCGGUGCCCGAUGCAGUUCCCGAGGCUGUUCCCGAGGCGGUGCCCGAUGCUGUUCCCGAGGCGGUGCCCGAUGCUGUUCCCGAGGCGGUGCCCGAUGCUGUUCCCGAGGCGGUGCCCGAUGCUGUUCCCGAGGCGGUGCCCGAUGCUGUUCCCGAGGCGGUGCCCGAUGCAGUUCCCGAGGCGGUGCCCGAUGCAGUUCCCGAGGCGGUGCCCGAGGCGGUGCCCGAGGCUGUUCCCGAGGAGGUGCUCGAUGCUGUUCGAGUGGCCGAGGCAGUGCCCGAUGCUGUUCCCGAGGCUGUUCCCGAGGAGGUGCUCGAUGCUGUUCGAGUGGCCGAGGCGGUGCCCGAUGCUGUUCCCGAGGCGGUGCCCGAUGCUGUUCGAGUGGCCGAGGCGGUGCCCGAUACAGUUCCCGAGGCGGUGACCACAAGGCCGUGGCGGUCUUCUGCUCCGCCCUGGGGGACUCUGGCGGUGACCACAAGGACGUGGUGGUCGUCCGCUCCGCCCUGGGGGACUCUGGCGGUGACCACGAGGACGUGGUGGUCGUCCGCUCCACCCUGGGCGACUCUGGCGGUGACCAUGAGGACGUGGUGGUCGUCCGCUCCGUCCUGGGGGACUCCGGCCUCGACCACAAAGAUGUGGUGGUCAUCUGCUCCGUCCUGGUGGACGCCUCAACAUGUCCUUCAUGGACUUAUGUUUUGUGUUUUUUGAGUUCUGUUUCUGUCUGUUCCCUUUAGUUUAGUCUGGCCCUCCUUCCCUCCCCCUGUACCUCCUCCGGUCCUCCUCCCUCCUGGUCUCCCUGUUUUAUGUUUACAUUUCUGGUGUUUGUUCCCCAUGUGUUCCUUUUCCGGCCCUCCGUCCCUCCCCCUGAGCCUCCACCUGUCCGCCUCCCUCCUGGACUCCUUGUUUUGUGUUGCACCUUUCCAUUUCUCCUGGUUGCUCAUGUCCCUGUUUUCUGUCCCUCCGUCCCUCCCCCUGGUCCGCCACCGUUCCACCUCCCUCCUGCCUCUUUUUCGGUUGGGGUUUUCCUGGGUUUAGGUGGAGCAUCUGGUAGCUGCUCCGUAGGGGAGGGGGUAAUGUCACGCUGCCAGUCUUUGUUUUCCUGGGUGUUCCCUAGUGAGCUCACUUCUCCUUAGGCACUUCACCAUAGGCACUUUAAUUCCGCUAGUCUGGUUGUGUCUUCACAGUAAUUGCACUCCAAUUAGAAUCGCACAGGUGUUGACAAUACUCUGUCAUUAGUUUCCCUAUAUAGAGCCGUCUUUCUCUGUUGUCAUUAUGGAGUCCUUACCCUAUGUGUCUCAUGCUCUCGUUCCCCAAGACUUCCUCUACCUUCUUGUUCUUCCGAGUUCCCCGUUUCAUCCGGUUCCCUCUUUUGGUUUUGUUUGUCUCUCAUGACUGUUUAUUUUGUAUUUACCCUUCUGUUUAAAUAAAACCCU
Molecule: messenger RNA, 2678 nt
Organism: Carassius gibelio (silver crucian carp)
Lineage: Eukaryota; Metazoa; Chordata; Actinopteri; Cypriniformes; Cyprinidae
Product: titin-like
Exons: 3
Coding region: 154-1953 (599 amino acids)
Source: RefSeq, a predicted model, not a curated record